UUCCUUCCAGUGCAGCAGACUCCCAUGCCCCCUGCCUUCCUCCCCCAGGAUGAGACCUCUCAUUGCCCUGGCUUUCUUUUGCCUCCUGGCACCCUUGGCUGCUGGGAACCUGGUUCAGUUUGGAGUGAUGAUUGAGAAAAUGACCGGAAAGUCCCCGCUGCAGUACAACGACUACGGCUGUUACUGUGGCCUCGGUGGCUCCAAUUUGCCGGUGGACCAGACGGAUUGGUGUUGCCAUGCCCAUGACUGCUGUUAUGGCCACCUGAGUAAGCUGGGCUGUGACCCCAAGCUGGAAAAGUACCUCUUCUCUGUCACUCGGGACAACAUCUUCUGUGCUGGUAGAACGGCUUGCCAGCGGCGGACCUGUGAGUGUGACAGGAGAGCCGCUCUCUGCUUCCGCCACAACCUGGGCACUUACAACCGCAAGUAUGCCCACUACUGCAAAAAGCUGUGCACUGGGCCCACCCCGCCCUGCUGAGGCCCUGCUUGGCUCCAUAGCCACCUCAGGCUGCUGACGUCCAAGGCCUGGAGAAGCUAGCAACCCAGAUUCUUCUCCUGCAAUCUCAUCCUGCCCCUCAGAGAUCAUGGGCCCUGGUCUCUGGCCUCCAGGGCUGCACCUGGUCCCCAGGAUCAGCUAAGGAAGCCACGGGAUUUGUGAGAGCUCACAAGACCCACUAAAUCUCUAGCAUCUCAGUUCCCUCUUCUGAAUAAAAGAAUUCUAUUUCCCUGUAA
Messenger RNA from Arvicanthis niloticus (Nile rat), 732 nucleotides. It is a transcript of the gene Pla2g2e, whose product is annotated as phospholipase A2 group IIE. The record is from RefSeq and is a predicted model, not a curated record. NCBI's taxonomy places the organism in Eukaryota, Metazoa, Chordata, Mammalia, Rodentia, Muridae. Gene Ontology annotation, biological process: phospholipid metabolic process; arachidonate secretion; lipid catabolic process. Gene Ontology annotation, molecular function: calcium ion binding; phospholipid binding.